Molecule: messenger RNA, 726 nt
Organism: Chironomus riparius
Lineage: Eukaryota; Metazoa; Arthropoda; Insecta; Diptera; Chironomidae
Source: the annotation of a GenBank genome assembly
UGUGUUUUCACAAAAACACAAAUAAGUUCACAAUAAUUAAUUAAAUUUAAUAGUAAUUAAGCUGUUUAAAGACACAAAAACACAAUCAAAAUGAGGAUUGAGACUUGCUAUUUCUGUUCUAGCAAGGUUUAUCCAGGACAUGGAAUGUUAUUCGUCAGAAAUGACUGCAAACAAUUCAGAUUUUGCCGCAAGAAGUGCAGGAAGGCAUUCCAGCGAAAGAAGAAUCCAAGAAAGGCAAAAUGGACUAAAGCAUACCGUAAAUUAGCCGGAAAAGAAUUAACAAUAGAUCCAGCAUUUGAAUUUGAGAAGAAACGAAAUGCUCCAGUCAAAUACGAUCGUGAAUUAUGGACGAAAACAGUCAGUGCCAUCAGAAAGAUCAAUGAAAUCAAAGAGAGACGAGAGAAGCACUUUGUUAUGGAACGACUACGAACAGGCACACAACGUGAAAUUCAUAUGGAUAUUCGUGAUGUACAGAAGAAUAUAGCACUGAUCCGAGCACCAGAAGGCAUCAGAAAGAAGGAUACAGAGAAAUUGGAUGUGACAAUGGAGGAUGAGGAAGAAGAGAUUGUUUACAUGCCAGCUAAGGAGAUGGAGAAGAAGUUGGCUGCUGGAAUUAUGGAUGUAGAAAUGCAGAAAAUCAAGAAUUAAAUUUACUAUUAAGCUUAAUUAAUGUGAAAAAAUGUUGAAAUAAAAGAAAUUUCUGAAUUAUUUUAAUUACGUGAACUU